AGAUAUUGAUGCCUUCAACAACUACCCAUGGGGUUGGAGAUGUUUUCUUGAUACAUUACGCGUGUUUAGGAGGGGGUUUUCAAUGCCAAAGGGGGAUAAGCUCGAGCGCAAGUACGAUGCAUAUGGACUGCCGUUGGCGCUGCAGAUAUGGGUGUACGAGACUGUCCCUAUCUUGGCCAGUCGGUAUGCGAGGAGAGGAGAGACACGGUAUCCUCGGAUGCAUCACUGGCGAGCACAAGACAAGCCGCUUGCCAGACAGUUAUCGGCUCUUCUCGACGAUCCUGAGGUACCUUGAAGUUCUCACUGAGUUGGCACCAUCGAUCGAGGAGGAGAGUCAGUUUUAUAUUCGCGAAUUGCCUCUUCGUACUGCGCAUGACGAUCAGAUGCCUGAGUCCAGGAUGGAUCGAGAUAGGGAGGAUCGUUCAGUAUUACCUCCGUUGAGGAUAUCACCUCCACCGACGAGAGGACGUUCAGCGAGGAUGUCACCUCCGCUGAGAAGAUCACGUCCAGCUACGCCAGAGGUUCAGAUGCCUGAGUCCAGCGUUGAUCGAGAUAGAGUAUGUUACUUAAAAAUAAUUCUUCGAUUGUCGUUUUAUUUUAUUUGUUAGGUUAUUCAUUUGUAAUAGUUAUUUUUUCAGGAGGGCCGUCCAGUA
Molecule: messenger RNA, 653 nt
Organism: Olea europaea var. sylvestris
Lineage: Eukaryota; Viridiplantae; Streptophyta; Magnoliopsida; Lamiales; Oleaceae
Exons: 4
Coding region: 9-608 (199 amino acids)
Source: RefSeq, a predicted model, not a curated record